AUGCACAUACUAGGUGUUGUGUACCAUGCACAAAACAUCAUCAAUGAUGAUGAUCUUGCCAUCAAACUCAAGCCUCUUGUCAACAACUCAUCUUCUUUGGAGCAUGAAUAUUGCAUUUUGAAGCAACUUGAAGGUGGAGCUGGGAUCCCACAUGUUGAGUGGUUUGGUAGAGAGGCAACAUUUGACGCCCUUGUCCUCGACCUCCUCGGACCAUCUUUACAUGAUCUCUUCCUUGUGCAAAAUCGAAAAUUCACCCUUCAUACCAUCCUGAAUAUUGGAGACCAAUUGCUCUUGUCUCUGGAGCAUAUCCAUUCGCACAACUACAUUCAUGGCAAUAUCAAACCACAAAAUACCCUUGUUGGUCGAGGUGAUUUGCAGCAAACUGUUUUUAUUGUUGAUUUUGGUAUUGCCAAGGAGUACUGGAAUACUGCCGCCCAAGCCCACAUGCCAUUUCACCAUGGUGUUACAGUAACGGUUGCCCCCUAUCAUUUUCUCUCGCAUCUUCCUCUGUAUUACGUCAUGACCGCACCUAACCGUGCCAUCACUAGAUUAUUCCUUUCUUUUACUUACCUGUGUAUCACAGUGCGACCGCCUCGUGCCAUCGUUAGCUGA
Suillus subaureus is the source of this 612-nucleotide messenger RNA. RefSeq names its product kinase-like domain-containing protein. Bases 1 to 612 code for a protein of 203 amino acids. Gene Ontology annotation, molecular function: protein serine/threonine kinase activity; ATP binding. Gene Ontology annotation, biological process: signal transduction; peptidyl-serine phosphorylation; endocytosis. Gene Ontology annotation, cellular component: cytoplasm; nucleus. NCBI's taxonomy places the organism in Eukaryota, Fungi, Basidiomycota, Agaricomycetes, Boletales, Suillaceae. The transcript is spliced from 2 exons. The record is from RefSeq and is a predicted model, not a curated record.